Messenger RNA from Alternaria alternata, 1702 nucleotides. RefSeq lists its product as hypothetical. The record is from RefSeq and is a predicted model, not a curated record. The transcript is spliced from 2 exons. Lineage: Eukaryota; Fungi; Ascomycota; Dothideomycetes; Pleosporales; Pleosporaceae. The coding region runs from base 393 to 1619 and encodes 408 amino acids.
CCUCGCUUGGCGAAAGGUGCGCUCGCCAUUUGUACCGUCAAAUGCUUAUCGGAACCAGACACUUCUAGCAUGUUCGAUCUCAACCCGUAUCAUACUCCUUCACAACUCGUGUUAUAUCUACUUUGGACCGACGCAUUGUACUGCUUUCCGCCCCUCAGUACUUCUCCAGUCUAUCCUGACUGAAAACCUGCUUUUCUACGUCCAUGGUCAACUACGGGCGCGCAUCUAAAGAUUGCCUGCCAUGUAGGAAGAGAAAACUCAGGUGUUUGUAGUGCGACCAUGUCGCAUCGGGAUGCUCACAGUGUAAUAGAGCCAAGCUAACCUGUCAUGGUUAUCGAGAUUCGAACGAGGUGACUUUUCGUGACGAGACGCAGAAGGUUACACGAAAAGCUAUGGUCCAGCAGAUGGCAGCGCAACUCAUGUCUGGUCCACAAAAUCAUUUGGAUCAUAUUGCACGGAAUCUCUUCUUGUCGCUCUAUGUCGAUCGUUACUCAAGAGGCUUCGAAUCGCUGGGGUCACUCUUAGCGUCAGCCCCGAUGACCAGUCACCUCUGGGCUAGCGUUGACGCUGUCAGUCUAGCUUUCAUGGUCCUUCAGUCAAACCGCCUAGAUCUGCACCGAUAUGCUACCCGCAGAUAUGUGAAUGCCAUUCAAAGCCUCAGGGCUGAGCUGAGUUCCUCGAAGCUAUCGGCGAAGCACACGGUUAGUAACACGAUCCUACAAUCAGUGCUACUUCUCGAUCUCUAUGAGAAGAUGGACGUGCAUCGUAGUAUCGAACGGUCUAGUCAAUCAGACUCAUGGUUGAGCCAUGUAUCAGGUGCGUUGCAUAUGGUUCAGAUUCGGCCGACCGACGAGUUUUCUGACCCUACUACUGUGCAACUCGCCAUGAGAACUGCCUUGGCGCUAACGAUCAGUUGUGGUGCGGCUGGACUUCAUGUACCAGAAGCGUUGUCAGCACUACAAAGGGACCUCGACCACUACAUUCAGAGCCCAAAGUGGACUUUUAUCAACGUUCUGUCAGCGAUUAUCAAUCUCCGUGCUGACAUUUGCACUUCACGCCUACACGCAGAUGAUCUCUUGCAACGAGCGCAGGAGCUUGAUAUACGACUAAGGCUCGGGGAAUAUAACAUACCUCACUCUUGGAGACCUCGACGGAUUUCUGCUGGCAACGUCCUGACCCUGAAUGGCCAUUACGACUUGUACCCAUGCCAUUACGCGACUCAAGUCUUCAAUGCCUUCCGAAUCAUGCGAUUAGACUUGAAUCGCAUCAUUCACGAUCUGAAUGUGACCUCCUCGGCGUCACAAGUGAUUCUCGAGAUUACCCAUGAUAUCUGUGCGUCGGUACCGCAGUUUCUACCCACAUCGAUGAAGGGUGAAAGCACACUGCCUCUAUCGCCAUUACAAAUUCUACAAUGUAACGGAGCGUUAACACCACUCUACGCUGCCGCCCAAAUGACGAGUGAACCGCGAAUUCGAGCGUGGAUUCUGCAGACGCUCGGCCGCAUGGGCGACAACGGUGUGAAGAUGGCCACAGAUGUAACCCACGUACUGCUUUCUGCACCAGAAACGGACUAUUGGAGGGUUUUCACAAUGAUUGGGAGCUGUGGAACCACGGCUUGAGAGACGUAGUUCUUGCGUUGCGCAUCCUGUAGAGCUUCUGUGGGCGAGACUAGGAUAAAGGAUCAAAUGUAUUGCGUGCCACG